This is a messenger RNA of Choloepus didactylus (southern two-toed sloth), 795 nucleotides long. RefSeq names its product methyltransferase like 21C (gene METTL21C). Gene Ontology annotation, cellular component: cytoplasm; cytosol. Gene Ontology annotation, molecular function: protein-lysine N-methyltransferase activity. Gene Ontology annotation, biological process: peptidyl-lysine methylation. The record is from RefSeq and is a predicted model, not a curated record. NCBI's taxonomy places the organism in Eukaryota, Metazoa, Chordata, Mammalia, Pilosa, Megalonychidae. The transcript has 4 exons. Bases 1 to 795 code for a protein of 264 amino acids.
AUGGACGUGUGUCUGAGCUCCACGCAGCAGUCCGGGAGCCUUGGGGGAGGACUGAGAACCCCAGGUGGCUGGUUAGAGGCAGACAAGAAGGGGACUCUUCAGGAAGAUGGCAGCAGGGGACCCCCAAGAGGUUCUAACAAGGAAGAACCAUCUCUUCAUAGUCUCCAGACAUUUGUUCCUACAAACUAUUCCAGUUACACUCAAGAGAACUAUCUGUAUGCAGGCAAGGAGAUCAUCAUUCAAGAAUCAAUAGAGUGCUACGGAGCAGUGGUGUGGCCGGGGGCUACUGCUUUGUGUCAGUACUUGGAGGAACAUACAGAGGAACUGAAUCUCCAAGAUGCAAAAGUACUUGAGAUUGGUGCUGGACCUGGCCUUGUUUCCAUUGUGGCUAGUAUUUUAGGGGCGCAAGUUACAGCAACGGAUCUGCCUGAUGUCCUUGGAAACCUUCAAUACAAUCUUUUAAGAAACACCCUGAAAUGUACAGCACAUUUGCCUGAAGUGAAAGAACUGGUGUGGGGAGAAGAUCUGGAACAAAACUUCCCCAAGUCAACUUUUUAUUAUGAUUAUGUUUUGGCCUCUGAUGUGGUCUAUGACCAUUACUUUCUGGACAAGUUGCUCACCACCAUGGUAUACCUUUGUCAGCCAGGAACAGUGUUGCUUUGGGCAAACAAGUUCAGAUUCAGUACUGAUUACAAAUUUUUAAGUAAAUUCAAGGAAACUUUUGAAACAACACUUUUGGCUGAAUUUCCAGAGUCAUCAGUCAAACUCUUUAAAGGAACACUAAAAUGGGAGUAA